UAAUCCGCCGUUUGAUCUGAGCUUGUUUAUCCCGUGGGGUUGGCAGGCUGCGUAGGAGCCCUGGGGAGACGCUUGCGCAGCGCUUGCGAGCGCGGGUCUGUAUUCCAACCAAACAGAGAUUCAAGAAGCGCCUCACCUCUGCAGAGCCUGUCACACAGCCUUCAACGCUCUUCCUGGAGAGGGUUCAAAUUCAUGUUUCUCUUUUCCUCAGCAGGCCACGCGCCCAGUCCGUAGGCAUGAAUUAGAGCGUUUCUUGCAGAAAGAAAAAUCCUUCAACAUGUUCAAUUGUGAUCCCGUUUCCACCCUUUUUUCCUUAUUUUGGAAAGCAUCAAACCUCUUACCUAACUGCUGCGAGUCAGAGGGGCAGCCUGCCCUGGCAGGGAGGGAUGGCUCAGCGUGACUGGAGCCGGCCCUCCCCAGUGCUGCAGCAGAACUGGGCCCUGUUCGAGGGGCUGUCUGGGGAGGCUGGAAGCCGUGAGGCUCCGCAAGGCUGGGUGGGUGGAAUGGCCUCUGAAUGAGCUUUCCUCUGUGUGUAGGUGUGCGAGGAAAAUAAAAGUUCCAUUUCUGGGGGGAGAAGAGAGGUUUAUCUUGGAGAUAGCUGACAAGGACAACGGCGGCUGGAGGGAGGCUGUUGUUUUGUGCUGCCGUAAACCGCGCUGGGCUGUGCAGGAAGGACCCAGCGGGCGGCACGGAGUUUGUGGCCUGAGCGGUAAAUGGAGAUCUGCGGAACAAGGGCCAAGGGCUUGGCUUAAAAAAGAGGUGAAGGGGGAGAAGGGUGUGUGAAUACCGAUGAAUGAGCUGCGAUGGAUAACAAAGACUCAGAAGCUGAGAUCCACCCUCUGAAGACUGAGGACGUGAAAGCUCAAGAGAAUCAUGAAAACUCUGUGGAGAGAAGAAUUGUCAGCAAGCAGUCAUCGCGACUGUCUCGGCUGUCCCGGUGGCGCACUGCCGCCUUCUUCAUCUCAUUAUUUCUGUGUUUGAUAAUUGUAUUUGCUUUCUCGUUUAUCAUUCCUUGCCCAGAGAGGCCAGUUUCAGAAAGAACAUGGUUCCGAAACUACGACAAUGCAGUGGCCUACCAGUUUCUCGCUAUAGAAGAUGUGAACGAAGACAAGGUGCAAGAUGUCAUGUUUGCUUUCAAAGCUAGCAAUGGCAGCAGCAGCUUCAACAGAUCCUGUCUGGAUGAAGGUCUGCCUUCUCCGUGUGCCUUCAUUGCUGCUGUGUCUGGCACGAACGGCAGAGUGCUCUGGGAGAGGCCUGCUGCCGAGGAGAUCGGGUGGAUGGAGUGUGGCAUCACGCAGCUGGGGGGGGCGGAGGCCCCGGGCUGCCUGGUCGUGGGGAAGCCGGUGUCUCUUACGGCAGUUGACCUGCGGACAGGGGAGGUUCGGUGGAGAGAGUCCAGUGACUUUGGAGCGAAUUAUACUGUGCUGACUCCGGUGUCAGUGAUUCCAGAUGUGGAUAGUGAUGGAGUUCAGGACCUGAUAAUCUUUAUUGCUACAGGAGAUAAGAUUAAGACCUUCAUCCACUCAGGAAAAAAUGGUGAACAGAUUGGCUCUGCUGGAAGCUUGAACGUGGAUGGGAAAGCUCGCUACAUCAGGCUGAACCUGGACUCCUCCUCCUACUUCCUUUUUUAUACAGAAAACUCUCUCUAUGCAUAUUCCCUGAAAGAUCUCUACAGCGCAGCCACUGGGAUGGAAAUUAAGCUUCCCAGCCUUGAGCAAGAUCCUCAGUGGGAGAAGAACAUUGACCCCACCACACACCGCUUAUCCCUUCUCAGCUCCGGAGACAUUCGUUACCUGGCAAAAAUUCCUGGGCGAUCACGGGAGAACAUCUUAGUUGUAAACUCGGAGAUGGCUACGCUGAUCAAUGUGCAAAAUCUUCAGACUUUGUGGACCCUCAACGUGUCCCGUGUUGUGAGGGAACCGCUGCUUGGUUACUACAAACCCGAUGUUCUUGGUAUUGUCCUUGAGAGUGAAAUUGGACCCAACAUGAAGAAGGUUAUGAUUGUUGAGAGUGGAUCUGGAGCAGUCCAGUGGGACCUGAAGCUGAACUCGAGAGCAGAGAGCCCUGGGCCAGCCAUACUUUCUACUGCUGAUCACCGGUCCGCCUUCCUCAUCUGGGGAGAAUACCAGGUGCCAGGAAAUGAAACGAGAUCCAGAGCUCCUCUCCAGAAGCUGUAUCUUUUCCAUCCUUCUUACACUAAUGUCCUGUUGGAGCUCCGCAAUAACACAGACCAAAUAAUUGCAUUCAAUGCCACGCUGUUUGAGCGGAGCCGCCACGCCUGCUACCUGCUGCUGAGGGGCCCUCAGCCCAGCGAGGAGCCAGGGCCGGUGUCUCUGAUGAAGCGCAAGCUGAAGGAGGACGUCUCCGAGAGCAGGGUGAUCUGGCUGAGCCAGGUGGCUGUGGACAGCGAGCAGUACGUCCGGGAUCGCCUCUACAGGAUGCGAUUCCACAGCCGAGUGUGAGUUUGCUGAGGGAGGGGGAGAGGCUGCCCCGGGCCAGGCGUCUCCGAGCUGCCUCUCCUCUGCCGCCGUGCUCUUAGCAAACCCAGCUCACGGCUUCAAAUGGGAAGCUGCCUUUCUCGAUCUGCAAACCAAAGCGUGGCUGGCGGGGAAGCACCCCCAGUGCCCGGGGACGCCCCGGCCGUGGGGGCAGCUGCCAGUGCAUCUGCCCUCAGAGCUGAUGGGACUUCAGUGCUUGGCCACCGCUGAAGUGUCGUCAACUCGGGGGGGGAAAGGGCUUUCCCCUUGAUCCUUCUGUGUCCUCGGCACUGUGCUGACUCAGCCUGUGUCUGGAGGAAAACACACGCUUGCUGGGGAUGCUGGAGCUGAUUAUUUCUUGGGUGCUUGCGUGAGAAGUGGAGCUUCCAUGUGUGGUGUUAGAUUUCCUUUCUGAGUCAGCUCUCCUGGUGGUGGGAGAGUUGCUUGGCUCCCGGUUAAUUUGCAAUCGCCCUCUCCUGGAUUCAGGCCCCUGCUUCAGUAGUUGUGGGGUGUGUGUAGUGGUAGACCCCGGCCGUGGCUGGUGAUGUGGCUGGGUGUCACCCGGGCCAGCAAAACGCGGGUUAAACUGUCGUUCUACUUAGAAAAUAGCCUUUUCUCUUAAGAACAGCCCCAUGUGCCCCACGCUGCGGUCACAAGCCUCCCUGUGUCUGUCUCUGCUGCUUCUUUUCCAGCCAGGCUGUGCGGCGUUGGUGACAUCGAAAGGGAGCUGGUCUCCCACAUGAUUUAUGCAUCAAUGUUCCUCCCUGUCCCCAAUCUGAUUACAGGUGAUACGGAAGCCACCCUGAGCCCAGGCCAACUGGUCCCUGCUGGUACAGACACCACCUCUCCUGCUGGUUUGGAGGUACCAGAGGAUCUAGGACAUCUUUUCAGAGUAGAAUUGCACUUUAACCUUUCCUGGGAGCUGGGCUUGCUGCUCCGGGGAGCCCUGUACCCGAGUGGCAAUGCCAGCUGCCCUGCAAAUACUCCUCAUUCAGCCUUGCAGCUGCUGAGGAGCCUUCUCCAAGCACUGUCCCCUCUGCCAGGAGGUGGGCAGGCUGUAAGACAGGCAUGAGCUGCGCGGGGAAACAACGCGAGCUCUCUUUGCAGCACGGCUCCAGAGAGCUGUGUGCUGCCUCCCUGCCCUUGGAAUUGAAGUGAUGCUGGGUGAGGAUCUUCGGGUGCUGCCCUCUCUGCCCAGCCUGGUAGCCCGAGGGAAUGGGAGAGGUUCUUGUGUGAAGAUGUCUCCCCUGGAGACUUCUGUAGCGUGGUGUGCUUGCUGUGUGCCCCGUUCCCUGCUGGUCACUGCUGCGGACUGUAGAAAUUAGGUGCAAAGCCUGGAAAAUGGUUUGAAUCAGCUGCUUAGUCCUGAAAGUUGCAGUCCCCACGCCAGCCGCACCGAGACACCAGCCCUGUCCGUACGCUGCUAGGCAUCCACCUGACUGGUGAGAGGAAGGUGGACAGAAAACACACACCCUAAAAAUAACCUCUCUCAAGUUUUGCAGUGCUGGAGGGGGUUUGACCAGUGCCUCCCUCCCUUGCCUAGUCUCAGAUCAGGGGCUGUGUAAAAAUAGGGUGGGAUGAGAGACUUAUGCUGAGCUGUGCAGGGUUGGGCUUUGGUUAUUCUCUUGUGGCAACUGUUGAGCUUUAACCUGCUUCAGGGCAGCUGCUGGCUCGGGCAGCUGGUGUCACCCAGGCUCGUGCCCACAGCUUCAGCUCUCCUGGUCUUGCAGCAAAAUGAGCUGCAGCAUCAGCGGCCUGCCUGGAUGCUUACCUCCUGCUGGCCCAGUAGCUGCCUAAAGGGUGCCCUGGCACCCUCUGCCCCGUGACCUGUAGCUCGGGCGGUCAAGGGAGCGGUGUAGGAUGAGUGCUGCUGGCAGAGCCCAGCCCUGGGGCAUCCGGGCUGCGCAAGAAGCUGGGGCUGCUCCUGGGAGAGCACGCCACAACCCCCCCCAAAACACCCUGGACUCAAAAUGGUGGGGUUCCCUCUCUGUUCCUCUCUUUCCAAGCAGUUUUCUGAGGGAAUCUGGCGGUGCAGGGAGGCUCCCCUGCUGUAUCCCCUAGCUUAAGUCACCUCUUUGCUCAGUGAGAUAAAAGACCCGAAGGCUAGCAGCUCCCCCCCAGCCCCCGUGCCAGCGUUGCGGCGUCGCAGGGAUCGCGGGUUGCGAGGGCUGGGCUCAGCCUGUCCCUCCUCCGGCUGGGGCAGAGCCGGCAGCGUGGCGGCAGGAGCCGGGCAGUGGGAGCCCCACUGACCCGGGCGUUGGGUGCAGAUUGUAUCCCACUGAAAUCCCCCUGGCAGGGAGCAAGGUGCCCGGGCUGUAUUCUCACCGCAGUCCCACCGUCUCGGAGCUCUCCCUCCUCCGAUCCCUACCCAGACCUGACCUUUCCCAUAGGCGCAGUGAAUGUUCCUUCAGGAGAGCUGGAUUUUUGGCUUUAGGGGGCUUUUCGGGCUUUAAGUUGUCCAUUAAUGUUUCCAGAUACUUUGGAAAUGCAGGUUUCCCUGUGGCAGCUCAAUUAAAUGCAUCAGUGCCAAACCAGCACCUUCUUAACAAAACAAGUCCUUUUUCCAGCUUAUUUUCCUGUGUAGCUGUUUUUUGUCUUGGUUUGUUGUUUUUUUUUUUUUUUUUUCCAGUAUUUAAUGAAUGACUUUGUGCCUUGAUUCAAUAACUCAGAUGGGUGAUGAUGGCAUAUAUCACUGUGUUAUGUAUUAGUGUGUUUUUUAACACUAAGACUGUUUGGUUUGGUUCUUUAACUUAUUGCAAAUUGUGCCCUACAGGACUUGGUCUAACCGAAAUGGUUUCAAUAAAUCCUCUUUUGCAUUGUUUGUAAA
This is a messenger RNA of Tyto alba (common barn owl), 5304 nucleotides long. RefSeq names its product family with sequence similarity 234 member A (gene FAM234A). Bases 804 to 2462 code for a protein of 552 amino acids. The record is from RefSeq and is a predicted model, not a curated record. The transcript is spliced from 12 exons. Gene Ontology annotation, molecular function: protein binding. Lineage: Eukaryota; Metazoa; Chordata; Aves; Strigiformes; Tytonidae.